UAAAAAAAAUCGCCACCCAUUUACAAAAUCCAUCUUCUUUCCUUCACCGUCGGGCUUCUUCUUCCUCCGUUCUCUUUUUCUUUCCUUUCUUUUUUCCCCUUCAAUUUUUUUUUUCUUUUGCUCCUCAGCAUUGUUGGUUGUGCUGGACCUCCCCCUCCGCUCGCGGACGACCACAUGACGGCGGGGAACAGUCGGCGAACAGAAACGACCGGCGACAAGCACAGCCCUGUAAGAACCGCAUAACGUUAGGAAAUCGAAGUUAAGACGGUGAGAGGAUGAAUGCGGGCAACAUCAACUCGGUGUUUUAUGCCGAGUCCUACCACCCGAUUCAAGCCGGGAGCAUCGAUGGGACUGACAUACUUCCUCAUGACAAUGCGGUUUAUAGAGCUGUGCUCUGUUCUUCCGCCGGGCUCUAUGACCCAUUUGGCGAUCCCAAGGUAAUCGGGGACCCUUACUGCACUUUGUUCGUUGGAAGGCUUUCGCAUCUAACCGAUGAAGAAUCUCUUCGAAAGGCCAUGAGCAAGUAUGGGAGGGUGAAGAACUUGCGGUUGGUCCGACAUAUUGUAACUGGCGCCUCAUGUGGUUAUGCUUUUGUUGAAUAUGAAACUGAAAGAGAAAUGCGCUGUGCAUAUGAGGAUGCACACCAUUCUCUCAUUGAUGAUAGCGAAGUGAUUGUAGAUUAUAACAGGCAGCAACUAAUGCCUGGAUGGAUUCCACGACGGUUGGGAGGGGGCCUGGGAGGGAAAAAAGAGUCUGGUCAGCUUCGGUUUGGUGGUCGAGAGAGACCAUUUCGGGCUCCUUUGCGUCCAAUCCCCUAUGACGAUUUGAAAAGGCUUGGUAUUCCACCUCCUCCUGAGGGAAGAUAUAUGUCACGCUUCCAGAUUCCAUCACCCCCAAGACGGAAAAGCAGUAAUCUAAGCAGAGAGGGUUCAUCAUCAAGGCAUAGAAAAUCUGCGGACAGGGAAGAGCCUUCAAGACGAAGAAGCAGUCACAUGAGCAGUGAAUACCCGCUUUCAAGGCACAGAAAAUCUGAGGAGAGGGAAGAGUCUUCUAGAUCAAGAAGCAGCUACACUAGGAGAGAGGAUUCAAGUUCAAGGCAUAGAAAAUCCGAGGCGAUGGAAGAGCCUUUGAGAUGGAGAAGCAGCCAUAUAAGCAGAGAGGAUUCGUCUUCAAGCCACAGGAAGUCUGAGGAAAGAGAAGAGCCUUCGAGAUGGAGAAGUAGCCAUAUAAGCAGAGAGGAUUCAUUUUCAGGCCACAGGAUGUCUGAGGAGAGAGAAGAGCCUUCGAGAUGGGGAAGCAGCCAUACAAGCAGAGAUGAUGCAUCUUCAAGGUACAGGAGAGAUGAAGAUGGGGAAGAUCGUAGUCAUAGGGUAAGAAGCCCAUCUGAGAGGGAUGAGGCAUCUCACAAGCGCCAUAGACAUCAUAGCAAACAUUCUCAUCGACAUAAUAAGACGUCAGCUACUGAAGAGUACAACCCACAUUAGAGAAAACAGCCUUUAGAUGUUCGUCACAUAAGCAGAAUGCUCCUUUAACCCCCAGGCUACAGAAUCUUCCCUCGUUCUCCCAUCAUCGUGAAAGAGUCAGAGACUGAAGAACUCGUUAAAAUGAAUCAAGCGUUAAAUCAGCAGUUUUGGAAGUAUAUACUUGAAGGAUGAGCUGAAGAUAUGUAAUUUGAUGUUUGUAACCUAGGUUCUACCUAGCCAAUAUUUUAACCGCUGUUACUGGGUUUAGCCUACAUCAUAUAGCAGAGGAUGUUAGUAAAGAGAAUAAUGUUAUUGACAAAACGAUAGAUUCUAUUUCUGCUACUUUUAAACAACAAUGACUGCUUGUUUGGCUAGAAAGGCAACUUUCUAAAAUGAUAACGUUACGACU
Molecule: messenger RNA, 1872 nt
Organism: Asparagus officinalis (garden asparagus)
Lineage: Eukaryota; Viridiplantae; Streptophyta; Magnoliopsida; Asparagales; Asparagaceae
Product: U11/U12 small nuclear ribonucleoprotein 35 kDa protein
Exons: 9
Coding region: 276-1484 (402 amino acids)
Biological process (GO): mRNA splicing, via spliceosome
Cellular component (GO): precatalytic spliceosome; U12-type spliceosomal complex
Molecular function (GO): mRNA binding; snRNA binding
Source: RefSeq, a predicted model, not a curated record